Messenger RNA from Aspergillus thermomutatus, 1536 nucleotides. RefSeq names its product MFS transporter. The transcript is spliced from 4 exons. Lineage: Eukaryota; Fungi; Ascomycota; Eurotiomycetes; Eurotiales; Aspergillaceae. The record is from RefSeq and is a predicted model, not a curated record. Gene Ontology annotation, biological process: nitrate transmembrane transport; nitrite transport. Gene Ontology annotation, cellular component: membrane. Bases 1 to 1536 code for a protein of 511 amino acids. Gene Ontology annotation, molecular function: nitrite transmembrane transporter activity; nitrate transmembrane transporter activity.
AUGGAACUGUUGAAGCUGGCAUUUGCCAACCCCGAGAUCAACCCGGUCAACCGCAAAGCAAAGUCGAUCCCUUUGUUGAAUCCGGUCGAUCGCUAUGGCCGUGUCUUCUUCUUCUCCUGGUUAGGUUUCAUGGUGGCAUUCCUCUCAUGGUAUGCAUUUCCUCCAUUGGUAAGCAGUGUCCACAUCCAUAAGAAUGGCCCUUUCUCACAGGCACAGUUGAGCGUCACCAUCAAGAAGGACCUGCAUAUGACCCAAGACCAGGUCGCCAACUCCAACAUCGUGGCUCUCUUGGGAACCCUUCUCAUGCGAUUUAUUGCCGGCCCGCUGUGCGAUCGUUUCGGUCCCCGAUAUGUCUUUGUCGGAUGUCUCCUCUGCGGUGCCAUCCCUACCGUCAUGGCCGGACUCGUCACCUCUCCCCAAGGACUGAUUGCCCUACGUUUCUUCAUCGGGAUCCUCGGAGCGACGUUUGUGCCCUGUCAGGUCUGGUGCACGGGCUUCUUCGAUAAAAACGUGGUGGGGACUGCAAACGCUCUGGCUGGAGGAUUCGGCAAUGCCGGUGGUGGGAUCACCUACUUCGUUAUGCCUGCCAUCUAUGACUCCCUCGUCCACUCUCAAGGACUGACUCCGCACCGCGCCUGGCGUGUCGCAUACGUGGUCCCCUUCAUCAUCAUCGUCACACUCGCCCUGUCGAUGCUGUUCCUCUGCGAGGACACCCCGAGGGGCAAAUGGUCCCAGCGACAAGACAACAAUCUCAUUGUACAGAGCAAUAUCGUCGACCUCCACCGGUCCAGCGGAUCUGGCGCCCCGUCCAGCAACGACGUCUCCACUUUGCCGGAGAAGAAAGGUGUCUCCACGCCGCAAAUCGUCGACCCCGAAGCGCAACCGGUUGUUGGUAUCUGCCUUGAGAACAACGAAAUGGUCCAGAAGCCCACACUUAGAGAAGCACUCAAGGUGGUCUUCAGCCUGCCAACGUUGGCGCUCGCUCUGCCGUAUGCCUGCUCCUUCGGCGCCGAACUGGCAAUCAACUCCAUUCUCGGCGCCUAUUACUUAAAGAACUUUCCCAGCCUAGGCCAGACCAAAUCUGGCCGGUGGGCUGCCAUGUUUGGACUGGUUAAUGUCGUCUUCCGUCCGGCGGGCGGUUUCCUGGCAGAUCUCAUCUAUCGGUAUACCAAGUCGGUGUGGGGCAAGAAAGUGUGGCUGGUCUGUCUAGGGGUUUGUAUGGGAGCAUCAGCACUGGCUGUCGGACAGUUGAACCCACAGAGUGAGGGACUGAUGUUUGGACUGGUGGUGUUGAUGGCGUUCUUCAUCGCUGCCAGUAACGGGGCCAACUUUGCCAUUGUGCCUCACGUGCACCCAACUGCUAAUGGCAUCGUCUCUGGCAUCGUUGGAGGAAUGGGCAACUUUGGAGGUAUCGUCUUUGCCAUUGUCUUCCGCUACAACGGCACACACUACGACCGUGCCUUGUGGAUUAUCGGGGCGAUUGUUGCAGGGACCAACCUUUGUGUCUCUUGGAUCGGACCUGUACCUCGAACAUAG